ACUUGAGUCUGCGAUCUGGUCCAUGAGGAGUCCAAAACUUAUUGACGAGUUGCACCUUCCGUAAAUGUAACACAGAAGUUCAGUUUACGGUCGUCGCUGGCAGUCUCUCAACUUUUGGUUCGAAGACCCCAAUCGACUUCUUUCGCUCUUCCUCGCGCUGUGUUUCACUUCGAGGGUUUUUUUCUUUUGUUCCUCAAUGGAGGGCCCGUCUUCACACUCUUCCGAUAGUAAUCCCUCACCAUCUGCCGCUUCAGAGUUCCUCGCCAAUCUUCCCUCUCGAGGCCUCUUCUCAUCCACCGUCAUUUCUUCAAACCCGGGUGGGAUGCGGGUUUAUAUUUGUGAUCAUAAUACCUGUCCUCCAGAGGACCAACACAUUAAGACAAAUCAACAAAACAUACUGAUUAGAUCACUCACACUGAAGAAACACAAAGGUGAUUGCUGUUCAAAGGAUGGAACUGAGAGCUCAAAGAAGAGGGCUGGUGAAAAGAUUCUAGAUACCAGAACUUCAUUAAAGAGAAUGAAUAGUCAAGUGAACUCUAGACAAGCAGAGGGAUCAAACAGUCAAACUUCUACUAAGGAAAGGGACUUGCAGAGCUUGACUGUAGAGAGGCUUCGAGCUCUCUUGAAAGCUAAAGGCCUUCCGCCCAAAGGAAAGAAGGAUGAGCUCAUUGCGCGUCUAAAAAAUGCCAACGGCUAAGCAUUGCGUGGAGGGACAAAUACCCUGCCCAUGAAGCCAUAUAUGUUGUUGGAUAGGUAAGAAUAUAGUAUAUCUUUGAAUUAGGAACUAGGAAGCUUUUUGGUCAAGCAUCAGUGGUCAGUGCAAACCGGUGUUCUCGUUUCCAUGUUGUGUGGUCAAACGGUACUCUUAUGUUUUUCUGCUUAGCUUAUGUCUUGAGCUUCUUCACCAUUAGAUCAUCUCGUGAGUUUUAUGUGUAUGUAAAAGAAAUUUACACGAAUCUCAAGGAGAUCCAACGGUGAAAAACUCAUUAAGAUUUAGUUUCACCAA
Prosopis cineraria is the source of this 1006-nucleotide messenger RNA. RefSeq lists its product as uncharacterized. NCBI's taxonomy places the organism in Eukaryota, Viridiplantae, Streptophyta, Magnoliopsida, Fabales, Fabaceae. The record is from RefSeq and is a predicted model, not a curated record. Gene Ontology annotation, cellular component: Cul4-RING E3 ubiquitin ligase complex. Gene Ontology annotation, biological process: positive regulation of proteasomal ubiquitin-dependent protein catabolic process. Bases 197 to 697 code for a protein of 166 amino acids. The transcript is spliced from 6 exons.